Messenger RNA from Orycteropus afer afer, 903 nucleotides. Its product is annotated as olfactory receptor 11A1-like. The coding region runs from base 1 to 903 and encodes 300 amino acids. NCBI's taxonomy places the organism in Eukaryota, Metazoa, Chordata, Mammalia, Tubulidentata, Orycteropodidae. Gene Ontology annotation, biological process: G protein-coupled receptor signaling pathway. The record is from RefSeq and is a predicted model, not a curated record. Gene Ontology annotation, molecular function: G protein-coupled receptor activity; olfactory receptor activity. Gene Ontology annotation, cellular component: membrane. The transcript has a single exon.
AUGAGGGAGCAGUCCAGUGGUGACAGUGAGAACCAGACCACCCAGCUGAUCCUGGUGGGCUUCGGGGAGCUGCAACACCUGGGCUUUCUCCCCUUCACUCUCUUCCUAGCCAUCUAUAUGGUGACAGUUGGGGGCAACUCCCUCAUCAUGCUAGCUGUGGCCUCCAGUCAGACUCUCCACACACCCAUGUACUUCUUCCUUUGCCACUUCUCCCUGCUGGAGAUAGGCUACACCUCCAACAUCGUGCCCCCGCUACUCCACAGCUUCCUGGAAGGCAAGGAAGCCAUCUCACUGGUCACCUGUCUGUUCCAGUUCUAUAUGUUUGCCUCACUGGCUGCAGCUGAGUACCUCCUGCUCUCUGCCAUGUCCUAUGACCUUUACUUGGCCAUCUGCCACCCCCUUCACUACCCCGUCCUGAUGAGCACCUGGCUGUGCAGCUGCCUGGCCAUUGGUGCCUGGCUCAGUGGUUUCUCCUCUGCAUUCACUCUGGCCCUAGCAGCCCCUCUGCCCCUCUGCUCUGGCAUCAGGGAGAUCGGCCACUACUUCUGUGACUUUGCUCCAAUUGUAGGGCUGUUCUGCAGUGAUGUACGGGUCAUGUGGAGAAUGGGUGUCAGCAUCUCAGGCUUUCUGACUCUAGCUCCUUUCCUGCUGAUUGUGGCAUCCUAUGCCCUCAUCCUGAGGGCUGUGCUGCAAAUCCCAUCAGCCCAUGGGAGGCAGAAAGCCUUCUCCACAUGUUCCUCCCACCUCAGCAUGGUCGGAGUGUUUUAUGGCACUCUCAUUGUGGUCUAUGUGGCCCCAACAGAUCACAUGGCGCCCUUGUUCCGAAAGGCCUUCUCUGUCCUCUAUACUAUACUCACCCCUAUGGUCAACCCCAUCAUCUACGCCUCAAGAACCAAGAGGUAA